This is a messenger RNA of Myripristis murdjan (pinecone soldierfish), 2344 nucleotides long. Its product is annotated as TBC1 domain family member 15. Bases 338 to 1801 code for a protein of 487 amino acids. The record is from RefSeq and is a predicted model, not a curated record. Gene Ontology annotation, molecular function: GTPase activator activity. Gene Ontology annotation, biological process: activation of GTPase activity. NCBI's taxonomy places the organism in Eukaryota, Metazoa, Chordata, Actinopteri, Holocentriformes, Holocentridae. The transcript has 10 exons.
CCUGCGCUGUAGUAAAACGUAACACACAGGCCUGUAACAGCAGCGCCAUAGGAGUAUUUUUUUUUUAAGGGAAUAAGGUUUUGGCUCAACCACCUGGCAUGUAGGCCAACUCAAAGUACAGUCCCAUCACAUGACUCAGGGCAAACAAACCGGGAGCAGUUUCCUGAAACAAAAUCAUAUGAGCCUGAGGAGUCCUGGAGGCAGGGAAUGAACUCCGGCUGGUUUAGUUUCAGUUCACACUGAGAUGUUUUGUUGGGAGAGGCAUGUUGUUUCUGUAGGAGUGGAGGGAUGACAGUAUCUUGUUGGCUACUUUUUGCUCUUCACCGCUUUGGAGGCGAUGGAUGCAGCGCAGCGGGGAAGGUGUUCUUCACCUGGGUGUGAUAUGAUCGCGAGUAUCGGUCGUGCAGAGGGAAGAUUCAUGGAGGGCAGCGGGACUCCGCGGCAGACGAGAGGAGAGGAGGGGAGUCCAGUCGACAUUCACCCGUCAGCUGCCACGGAUCUCCGGGAGCGGAGGAGCCUGGCGGCGGUCAGCUCCCCUGCCCUGUCAGCAGCAACCCUGGCUGUGCCUGGGGUCAUGGACGCUGAGGGGAGGGUGGACGAGUCAAGACUCAGGAUGCACAUCUUCAAAAAUGGUGGUGUGUCUCCCUCUGAGCGUGGCCUGGUGUGGCGUUUCCUGUUUGGCAUGUACCCCUGCAGCUCAACAGCCCUGGAGCGCCCUCUGCUGCAGGAGCAGCUGGCCGUCCGUUACCAGAUCAUGAAAACUAAGUGGCAGCAGUUCCUUCCUUCAGCCAUACGGAUGCGCCUCAACGGCACUGAUGCUGAGUUGGUUGCAGCAGUCGGGUACUUUGACCAGAGACAGGCUCAGUCCCAGAAACAGGUUCAAGACCAGACUGAUGAGCUCAGGGACCGGCUGGCUUUCCUGAAGCUCCAGGCCCAGGUGUUGUUUGAGCGGGUCACAUUUGAUCUGGAGGAGCUGCAGGAGGCCAUAAGAAUCAUUGACAAGGAUGUGCCUCGAACUACCAGAGACCUGACCUAUUACCUGGGUGAAGGCUCGGGCAAUCUCUUGGUCUUGAGGGAUAUCCUCAUAACUUACGCGGCUUUUCACCCAGAGGUCAGUUAUGCCCAGGGAAUGAAUGAUCUGUGCAGCCGCUUCUUGGAAGUCCUCGACUCUGAGGUGGACACUUUCUGGAGCUUCUCGUACUACAUGGAGAAGUUCUCCAAGGACUUCAGGGCUGAUGGCCUACAUAGGAAAAUAGAGUUAGAGGCAGCCCUGUUGAAGGAGCUUGACCCACAGCUUCAUGCCCACUUGGCCACAGACAACAUGGAGAGCUUCACCUUCUGUCACAGAUGGCUGCUGCUGGGGUUCCAGAGGGAGUUUGAACACAGUGAUGCUUUGCGUUUGUUUGAGAUCCUCAGCUGCGACCACUUAGAGCUCAUCUCGCAGCAGGUAGACCGUGCCCGCUAUCAGGAGAGGCUGGCACAAAAACACAGCACAGAGGAUAAUCCAGGAUCAGAGCCCCUAGCCAUCAACACCGACUUUACCUUUGAGCUCUUCAUCUGUGCAGCCAUCCUGUUGGAAAACAGAGAGUCUCUGCUGAGGUGCCGAGAUGACGUACAGCUGCUCCAGUUUGCUAGCAGCCUUCAGGGAACACUGGACUUAAACAGCACGCUGAAGAAAGCGGAGCAGCAUUUCUACAACUACUGCAAGCGGCAUGCUUGGGACUAUAUGAAUGGCUGCUGUAGGACAAGGAAGAGCAAAGAAGAUCACUUCCUUUAUCAGCUGCGUAGUUUAUUUCUUUGAUGAGAUUGCUUCUGCUGAAUUCAUGACAGCGAGAGUCAGAUUCAUGUGAAAUUUGACUCACAACAAGGGACCUACAAUGCUGACAAGGGGUUGUUUUUUAUGGCACAUAUUGUUUGUCUUAUAGUCUUUAUACUCCUGAGGGAAAUACCCUAAGGUGUUGAUGCUGCUUACCUUGAAUUCCAUAGGAUUACAUUAUCAAAUAUUACUGUUUAUCAUACAGUAAAUGCAUUUAUUGUAUGGUAUGGUGGACCUAUAAAUAAUUUAAGCUUUAGUUAAGUUCUUUUUUCUCUCUCUCUCAAAGUUUUUAAGAAAUUACCUCAGAAUCAGAUCUAUGAAAAAUGAAUGUUCUUGGCCAUGUGCAGCCACUGGAAGAAAACAGCUACUUGAGAGGCACGUGUUGAACACUGAGAUAUGGUGUGUCGCAACAGUCUAUCACUAGUGGGUGUUGUAUCUAAUGCCAGACGGCACAUGUGUCAAAGAGGCCUAUGUAACCAGAGUAGUAUUACACUAUUUUAGCUCUAGCAGAGAGGGAGGGGGCAUGUG